This is a messenger RNA of Chinchilla lanigera (long-tailed chinchilla), 3722 nucleotides long. It is a transcript of the gene Parp11, whose product is annotated as poly (ADP-ribose) polymerase family, member 11. The transcript is spliced from 8 exons. Bases 179 to 1195 code for a protein of 338 amino acids. Lineage: Eukaryota; Metazoa; Chordata; Mammalia; Rodentia; Chinchillidae. Gene Ontology annotation, molecular function: NAD+ poly-ADP-ribosyltransferase activity. The record is from RefSeq and is a predicted model, not a curated record.
AGUCGUGAGGUUCGGUAGUCUGAAGACGCUAGCUUGUGACUGGGAGGGGGAGAAGGAAGGCCUCUGUGAAGGGUUCCUCUCUGUCCUCUCGGUCCUGGGGACCUCACAAAAAACCAACACACCGACUCCGCGGCUAGCCCUUUUCCCCAGGCUCUCUCCGCUUGAUUUCACCACCGUUAUGUGGGAGGCGAAUCCGGAGAUGUUUCACAAAGCAGAAGAAUUCAUAUCCCAAACCACAGAUACUGGAGCGGAUGACAUGGAUACAUCAGAUACACAGUGGGGCUGGUUCUACCUUGCGGAGUGUGGGAAGUGGCACAUGUUUCAGCCGGAUGCCAACAUUCAGUGUUCAGUCAGCAGUGAAGAUAUCGAGAAAAGCUUCAAAACAAACCCUUACGGCUCCAUUUCUUUUACCACUUCCAAAUUCAGCUACAAGAUAGACUUCGCAGAAAUGAAGCAAACGAAUCUCACCACUGGAAAACAGCGCUUAAUAAAAAGGGCUCCCUUUUCUAUCACUGCUUUCAGUUACAUCUGUGAAAAUGAAGCUAUACCUAUGCCACCACACUGGGAGAAUGUGAACACUGAAGUACCCUAUCAGCUCAUUUCUCUGCACAGUCAAACACAUGAAUAUAAUGAAGUUGCCAGUCUUUUUGGGAAAACAAUGGAUCGCAACCGAAUCGAAAGAAUUCAGAGAAUUCAAAACUUAGAUUUAUGGGAGUUCUUCUGCAGGAAAAAGGCACAGCUCAAGAAAAAAAGAGGCAUCCCUCAGAUUAAUGAACAAAUGCUAUUUCAUGGUACCAGCAGUGAAUAUGUGGAAGCAAUUUGCAUUCAUAACUUUGAUUGGAGAAUAAAUGGUAUACAUGGCGCUCUAUUUGGAAAAGGAACCUAUUUUGCUAGAGAUGCUGCUUACUCCAGCCGCUUCUGCAAAGAUGACAUAAAGCACGGAAACACAUUCCAGAUUCAUGGUGUCAGCCUGCCACAGCGGCAUCUGUUUAGAACGUACAAAUCUAUGUUUCUUGCUCGGGUGCUAAUUGGAGAUUACAUAAACGGAGAUUCCAAAUACAUGCGACCCCCUUCCAAAGAUGGGAGCUAUGUGAAUUUAUAUGACAGCUGUGUGGAUGAUACCUGGAAUCCAAAGAUUUUUGUGGUUUUUGAUGCCAACCAAAUCUACCCUGAGUACUUGAUAGACUUUCAUUGAUUUCACUUCCAAUUCUCAGUGGUCAAGAGAGUUUUGUUCUUUUUUGCAGGAUUUGCUCUCCUGUCAUCUAGCUACUAAAUAUUAAUUAUCUGAUACUUUUGAAUCAGAUAUGAAAAGAGUAGCUUCCACAUAAAAGACAUACUGACUAAAAGGUUGGUUUUCUGUUGCUUUAUUUUUUCUGUUACUCAUAGUCUUUACUAUUAAAAAUACCAUUGCCAUUUUAACACAAAGGUGAGAUAACAUUAAAAAUCGAAUCAACUAAGACUCAGUUACCAUGGUUAGCAAUUUUUAGAUUUUACAUGUGUGAUGGGGAUAAAUGCUUUUAGUUCAAGUGGACUUAUCUACAGUAUAUAUUUAGAAAAUUAAAAUAUAGCCAAACUUAUCCCUUUAGAGAAACUGAUCCUUUAUAAAUUGAAUUCUGGUGUUAUUGGCCACCAGUUAACUUACUACUUGGUUAGUCUUUAAAGGAGAGAUAUAAUCCCCGAAAUAGUCUGGGCCCUUUGAGAGAAGUAAGAAACAAGGACGUUAUUUGCAGUGCUAUCCAACAAGCCAGAGGAGACAAUCAAGAUAGAGAGCCGUUUCCUUUUGCCUGGGGACCACAAGCUACAGGCUUAGACUUGUUCUGUCCUUCUCUUUGGUCUCCUGUGUCUAAAAUGACACCUGCUUCAGACUGAUUUAUCCAUAGUUCACUCCCCAGCGUUCUCCGGUUCUUACACUAAGACUUGGUGUGCAAGAUUUCUAUUUCAUCUUCCAAAUGCAAACUUUAUUUAUUAUUUAAAAUAUUUGUUUUCCCUUUGUUUCAGAGUCCUUACAGUGAUUACUUCUAAAGUGUUUUGAUCUACCCUCUACAACACAGUUACUCAACAGUGAUUGUGAAAAUUCACAUUUCUCCAUUUUGAAUGAUUGCAGAAAAUAUAGAAUGCUCCUCACAAUGUUGUUUAUCCUUUUGAGUAGCAAUAGGCACCUUCUAACUGUUGAAUGGUUAGGUAAAAUUCAUUAUUAUAUUUAGUGGAAAUCCAUUUACUAUCUGUUCUGUUACUCUGUGUAGGAAAGAAUAAGCAAUUUGGACCAGCUUACUACAUAUAAGUGUUCUAGCAGAGACUAGACAACAGUUUGGCAGGAUAUUGUACAGGAGUUGAAAUAUUAGAUGAAAAAUCGUUCAGAUAAUUGUUAAGUGUCUUUCCAGCAUUGAUUUUUCCAUGAGAGCCUCUCUGAAAAAGAGAACAGUUGUACCAUGCCUUCCUCAGAAAAUGUUUUGCUAACUCUUCAUAGUACUCAAUUUUCUCUCCAAUAUCCUUACUCAAUUUUGGCAGAAAGUUAGUAAACAAUUUAACUUCUAGAGAGUGCCCAUGCCCAUAUUGUUCCAUUCAACCAUUUAAGUUGGGGAGGCAUCUAAAAAUGAUAGAAGUGGAGUACAGAAUAGAAUUAGUGAUGGUAACUAAGUGCUGCAUAUCAUCUGACUUUCACUAUAGCCCAGAAUAUGUGUUAUUCUGCGGUGGAAAGUAAAUAAACAGUAGACAGGAAAUUGCAUGCACAAUACUUCAAAACAAAGUAGCAACAAGAAUUUCCUGACUCAGAUGUGCAGAUUCAUUGCCAUUUAGAUGAAAUGAUGGGGAUAUUUAGAAAGCACAUCUUAAAAACGUGUGGAGAUCAUGGAAACAAAGCCACAGGGCUGCCUUUGAAAGGCAGUGCAACAUGGCUGGAGACUAAUGUGCAAAACAUAGUGUUAAACACAUUAGGAAUUCAGAUUUUCAGAAUCUUUUUGUUCUAUUUGUUGCCUUUUAACAGGGCUAUCACCCCACCCCAAUUUAACAGGGAUAUCUUUCUCAGCACUUGAGUAAAUAUUGGAGUAUUUGAAAGUUGUUUCUCUUUUAGACAUGUGCAGAUCUGAUCUCAGGGUGACUAAGAGCCCACAGUUAAGUAUUUGCAAGGCAGUCUGUGAAGUCUGAGCCUAUGUACGUGGUUGAUACUAGGUAAAUAGGGUACACUGCAGUAGCUGUUAAAAGAAAGUACUGUGGUAUUUAUUGUUCACAUCUGAGAAUGGACUGCCAACUCCCUUUUUAUAAGAACUCAUUUUGAUACAUAUUUAAAAUAUAAUGGUGUAAAGUUAAUUGAUGUUAAAAUUGUCUUUGUUUGGUCAUUAAGUUGAGCUAAAACAUGUUACCAGUUUAUAAUAAGACUGGAUAUAGCCAUUUACCAUUGUUUCCUCUGGUCAUUGUGUAGUGUGCAUGAGAAGAGUGAAGAGAAGCCAUUCCAAAUUAAACAUAAAUGAUUUUUAAAACUCUGUGUUGACUAAAUUCUAGCUGGUAAUGACUUUUCUCUUGUACUUUGGGAGACCUUAGAGUAAAACUAAAUGUGUUUUGUAAAAACACAUUGAUAGGACUAUUAUAAGCAGGAAGGUCUUGUUCAGUGCAUCAUUUCAUUUCUAGACUGUUGAUGGUGAAGACAAUGAAGAAUCUGGAGCCACUUUAAAUAUAUGAAUUAUUGUUUUUACAUUUGGUGAUUAAAGCUCUAUAGCAAGUCUUGA